AUGGUAGAGUUUAAAGAGGAUAAAUCCACCAACAAUGAUAAUAAUGAAUCUCAAUACAAUUUACAUUUAUCAAAUAAUAAUAACAACAACAACAAUGAUGACAACAAUAAUAAUAAUUCAACAAUCAAUGUAGACCAAAGUAAAUUAGAGUUUAAAAAGUUGGCAGCACAUUUGGAAAUGGAAUCUGAACAAUUCAGAUUGGACUCUAACCAAACUGACCUCGAGGGUCGUCCAGCAGAAACCGAAGAGGAUUUUAAACUUCGUAAAUAUUUUGAAGACAGUCAACGACAAGCAUUGGACAAUGGAUCAAAACCAAAGAAAAUGGGUAUUUCAAUUCGUAGUCUAACUGUUGUUGGUCAAGGUGCCGAUGUCUCUGUUAUUGCCGAUAUUGCAACACCUUUUAAAAUGUUUUUUAAUUUAUUUAAUCCAAACUCUUGGAAAAAGUCAAAGAGUUCAACAUUUAAUAUUUUAAAUGAUGUUAAUGCAUUUUGUAAAGAUGGUGAAAUGAUGUUGGUUUUGGGAAGACCAGGUUCUGGAUGUAGUACAUUACUUAGAGUCAUUUCAAAUCAACGUGAAUCAUAUGUUAGUGUCGAUGGAGAUAUUAGCUAUGGUGGUAUUAAUGCUAAAAAGUGGGGAAAGAGAUAUCGUGGUGAAGCCAUCUACACUCCAGAAGAGGAUACACAUCAUCCAACACUUACACUUCGAGAAACACUUGACUUUACACUAAAGUGCAAGACUCCAGGUAAUCGUUUGCCAGAUGAAACAAAGAGAACAUUCCGUGAAAAGAUUUUCAACCUAUUGGUCAAUAUGUUUGGCAUCGUUCACCAAUCUGAAACAUUGGUUGGUAACGAAUGGGUUCGUGGUCUUUCUGGAGGUGAACGUAAACGUAUGACCAUCACUGAAGCUAUGGUCUCUGGUGCGCCUAUUACUUGUUGGGAUUGUUCUACUCGUGGUCUUGAUGCUGCCUCUGCCUUGGACUAUGCCAAAUCACUACGUAUCAUGUCAGACACAUUAGACAAGACUACUAUUGCAUCAUUCUAUCAGGCAUCAGACUCUAUCUACCAUCUCUUUGACAAGGUUAUGGUUUUAGAAAAAGGUAGAUGUAUCUACUUUGGACCUGGUAACCAAGCCAAGCAAUAUUUCCUCGAUCUUGGUUUUACCUGUGAACCUAGAAAAUCAGUUGCCGACUAUUUGACAGGUGUAACCAAUCCGCAAGAGAGAAUUGUUCGUCCUGGUAUGGAGGGCAAUGUUCCAGAAACAUCUGCCGACUUUGAAAGAGUAUGGCGCCAAUCUCCACAAUACCAACGUAUGCUCGAUGACCAAUCCCAAUUUGAGAAACAAAUUGAACAAGAACAACCUCACGUCCAAUUUGCCGAAGAAGUCAUUUCCCAAAAGUCACGUACCACAUCGAACAACAAGCCAUAUGUCACAUCGUUUAUUACCCAAGUAUCUGCACUCACAGUCCGUCACUUUCAACUGAUUUGGGGUGAUAAGUUCUCAAUCGUCUCUAGAUAUCUAUCGAUCAUUAUCCAAUCGUUUAUCUAUGGAUCCUUAUUCUUCCUCUUGGACAAAGAUCUUUCUGGUCUCUUUACCAGAGGUGGUGCCCUCUUUUCAGCCAUCAUGUUCAAUGCUUUCCUCUCAGAGGGUGAACUUCAUCUUACCUUUGUCGGCCGUCGUAUUCUACAACGUCACACCACCUAUGCAUUGUAUCGGCCAUCCGCAUUCCACAUUGCGCAGGUAGUAACCGAUUUCCCUAUCACAUUUGUGCAGGUAUUCCUCUUCUCGUUUAUCUGCUACUUUAUGUUUGGACUUCAGUAUCGAGCCGAUCAAUUCUUUAUCUUUGUCUUUAUCCUUGUUGGCACUACAUUGGCAACCACCAACCUUUUCCGUGUGCUCGGUAAUUUCAGUCCAUCGAUGUAUUUUUCGACCAAUCUCAUGACCGUUCUAUUUAUCUUUAUGAUUGCCUACUCUGGUUACACCAUCCCAUACCACAAGAUGCACCCAUGGUUCCAAUGGUUCUUUUGGAUUAAUCCUUUUGCCUACUCUUUUAAGGCAUUGAUGGCCAAUGAGUUUAUGAACAUGUCGUUUGAUUGCAAAGAUGCUGCCAUUCCAUAUGGCGCCAACUACACUGACCCCAACUAUCGUAUUUGUCCAAGUGCUGGUGCCACGCAAGGAGUCCUUUCCAUCGACGGUGAUACCUAUCUCGAUCAUGCCCUCUCUUUUAAAACCACUGAUCGUGCACUCAACACUGUCGUUGUUUACUUGUGGUGGUUACUCUUUACUGCCAUGAACAUGCUUGCAAUGGAGUAUUUUGAUUGGACCAGUGGUGGAUACACUCGCAAGGUAUACAAAUCUGGAAAAGCACCAAAACUGAACGACGCCGAUGAUGAAAAACUUCAAAACAAGAUUGUUCAAGAGGCCACCAGUAAUAUGAAAGAUACUCUCAAGAUGCAUGGUGGUGUUUUCACAUGGCAACACAUUAAAUACAGUGUACCAGUCGCAGAAGGAACUCGCCUUUUAUUGGAUGACGUCGAAGGUUGGAUCAAACCAGGUCAAAUGACUGCUUUGAUGGGUAGUUCAGGUGCCGGUAAAACUACACUUCUCGAUGUAUUGGCCAAACGUAAGACAAUGGGAACUAUGGAAGGUCAAGCCUAUCUCAAUGGUAAGGAAUUGGGAAUUGAUUUCGAACGUAUCACUGGCUAUGUCGAACAAAUGGAUGUUCACAAUCCAAAUUUGACAGUCCGUGAAUCUCUACGUUUCUCUGCUAAAAUGCGUCAAGAUCCUUUGGUACCAUUAGAAGAAAAGUAUUCCUAUGUCGAACAUGUACUUGAAAUGAUGGAAAUGAAACAUCUAGGAGAUGCAUUAAUUGGUGACUUGGAAUCUGGUGUUGGUAUUUCUGUUGAGGAAAGAAAACGUCUAACUAUUGGUGUAGAAUUGGUAUCUAAACCACAUAUUUUAUUCUUGGAUGAACCAACUUCUGGUCUCGAUUCACAAUCAUCAUACAAUAUUAUCAAAUUUAUUCGUAAACUUGCCGACUCUGGUAUGCCAUUGGUUUGUACCAUUCAUCAACCAUCAUCUGUCUUGUUUGAAUACUUUGAUCGUUUGUUGUUAUUGGCCAAGGGUGGAAAGACAACCUACUUUGGAGACAUUGGUGAAAACAGCAAGAUAUUGACAUCGUAUUUCGAACGCCAUGGUGUUCGUGCAUGUACUCCAUCUGAAAAUCCAGCCGAAUAUAUGCUUGAAGCCAUUGGCGCUGGAGUUCAUGGAAAGUCUGAUGUUGAUUGGCCAGCUGCUUGGAAGUCAAGUCCGGAAUGCGCCAGUAUCACCGAGGAAUUAAACAGACUCGAAAAAACUGACCUAUCUGACCACUCGCACUCCUCUGACUCUGGACCAGCCCGUGAAUUUGCUACUUCUAUUUGGUACCAAAUGUGGGAGGUAUACAAACGUAUGAAUCUCAUCUAUUGGCGCGAUCCUUAUUAUGCUCAUGGUAACUUCUUCCAAGCUGUUGUAGUUGGGUUGAUUAUUGGAUUUACAUAUUAUGAUUUACAAGAUUCAUCAUCAGAUAUGAACUCUCGUAUUUUCUUUGUUUUCCAAACUCUUCUUCUUGGUAUCUUGUUGAUUUUCCUUUGUUUGCCACAAUUCUUUAUGCAAAGAGAAUUCUUCAAACGUGAUUACUCUUCAAAGUUUUAUCAUUGGAUUCCAUUUUCAUUGUCGAUGGUAUUGGUAGAGCUCCCCUAUAUUGCAGUCACAGGAACCAUUUUCUUUGUUUGCUCAUAUUGGACUUCUGGUCUCCAAUACGAUAACGACAGUGGAAUCUACUUUUGGUUGAUUUACAUUUUCUUUUUGUUCUUUUGCGUCUCAUUUGGUCAAGCUAUUGGUGCAGUUUGCAUGAACAUAUUCUUUGCCUUGUUGGUCAUUCCAUUGUUGAUCGUUUUCCUCUUCUUGUUUUGUGGUGUUAUGAUAAGUCCAAAAAAUAUACCUACAUUCUGGAGAGAAUGGGUCUACCAUUUGAAUCCAGCAAGAUACUUUAUGGAAGGUAUCGUCACAAAUGUCCUAAAAGAUGUAAAGGUUGUAUGUACCGAUGAAGAUAUGAUCAAAUUUACCUCACCACCUGGCACAACAUGCGAGUCUUAUAUGCAAGAUUUCCACACUUAUGCCAACGGGUAUUCUGAAACGAUUGGUCCAAACCUCUGUGGAUAUUGUCCAUUCAGUGAAGGAAAACAAUUCUAUGAGGGUCUUGGUUGGUCCGAAACUACAAGAUGGAGAAAUCUUGGAAUCCUUAUCGCUUUUUGGUUUUUUCACAACAAUUCUACUCAAAUAACAGAUGACUUAUUAAAUAAAUUAAUAAACUCUCGAGUUAGAGUCGUUCAAAAAGGUAAAAAAUAA
Molecule: messenger RNA, 4386 nt
Organism: Cavenderia fasciculata
Lineage: Eukaryota; Evosea; Eumycetozoa; Acytosteliales; Cavenderiaceae
Gene: abcG9
Product: ABC transporter G family protein
Exons: 7
Coding region: 1-4386 (1461 amino acids)
Biological process (GO): transmembrane transport; sorocarp morphogenesis; aggregation involved in sorocarp development
Cellular component (GO): membrane
Molecular function (GO): ATP hydrolysis activity; ABC-type transporter activity; ATP binding
Source: RefSeq, a predicted model, not a curated record